This is a messenger RNA of Thunnus maccoyii (southern bluefin tuna), 2482 nucleotides long. RefSeq names its product potassium channel subfamily K member 4 (gene kcnk4b). The record is from RefSeq and is a predicted model, not a curated record. NCBI's taxonomy places the organism in Eukaryota, Metazoa, Chordata, Actinopteri, Scombriformes, Scombridae. Gene Ontology annotation, biological process: potassium ion transmembrane transport; stabilization of membrane potential. Gene Ontology annotation, cellular component: membrane. Gene Ontology annotation, molecular function: potassium ion leak channel activity. The transcript is spliced from 10 exons. The coding region runs from base 302 to 1927 and encodes 541 amino acids.
UUCUCUACUAAUGUACAUGCAAAGUGCAUCUUCCCUUAAAUGAGCAAAGUUGCAGACGUUUGCAAACCAAUCAAUUUCCGGUCCAAGAAGUCCAUGCAUCAUCAAAAAAGAAAAAUUAAAAGGACACCUGGGACUAAAGCCAUCAAUCGACAAAAACUUCAAAAGACUCAGUAACGUCCGCCCUCACCAUCGACCACUGCAGCAGUGAACUUAUGGGAACCCUGAGUUUGCUUGAUCCCAACAACCUGCUCUUCUGUCAUGACGUGUCUCCACUCCUCCCACAAACACCACCUCUCAGUGCAUGGUGUCCCCUCCUUCAGAGUGCGAGGUGGACGGAGUCCCCAGUGGUUACGGAUCCAGGGACUCUAUCCUCAGGCCUGGAGCAAAGAGGGACUGGAAAAGACGAAGGCGUGGGCAACUAAGGCACGAAAGCUGCAGCAGCUUGGAUCUGGGCCACACCAGCACUGACGCUGGCAGAGGGAAACAGCAGCCUGCGUUUGAACUGAGUGGAGGUGCAGCCAUGCGCUGCUCCACCCUGCUCGGCAUCUUCACAGGGGUGCUUCUCUACUUGGUGCUGGGCGCCGUGGUGUUCAACGCCUUGGAGACUCCACGAGGGGAGAAGAAGCACAUCGAGCUGCAGUACAAACGCCGGGAUUUCCUGCUGAACUUCAGCUGCAUUGACCCAGACAAUCUACAUGCCUUUAUAGAGGAGGUGGUGGAGGCCAUUGGUGCAGGUGUGGAUCCCAACAGCAACUCCUCUUUUGUCAGCCAAUGGGAUCUGGCCAGUGCCUUUUUUUUCUCAGGGACAAUCAUCACAACCAUCGGUUUUGGAAACAUCUCCCCCAAGACAGAAGGGGGUCAGCUGUUCUGCAUUUUCUAUGCCCUGGUGGGAAUCCCGAUGUUUGGUAUCCUGCUCGCUGGAGUUGGAGACCACCUGGGAACUGGGCUGAGGAAAACUAUUGCCAGAAUAGAGACACUUUUCCUGAAAUGGCGUGUUAGUCCCACCAUUGUGCGUGUGAUCUCAGCCGUCCUAUCCAUCCUGCUGGGAUGCCUGCUGUUCGUUGCAGUGCCGAUCCUGGUUUUCCAAGAGGUGGAGAAGUGGACUCUGCUGGAGUCGGCCUACUUUGUAGUUAUCACCCUGACAACAGUGGGGUUUGGCGACUAUGUUGCAGGGGAUUCUGGGGAUUCGGGGAGCGACCACUGGUAUAAGCCUUUGGUGUGGUUCUGGAUCUUGCUGGGUCUUGCCUACUUUGCAUCUAUCCUGUCGAUGAUUGCCAACUGGCUUCGAGUUCUGUCCAAGAAGACCAGAGCUGAGAUGGAGGAGCUGCGAGCCCAUGCCACUGACUGGACUCAAAACAUCCAGAAUAUGUCAGUGGAUUUUCGCAUUCCAGGAAAGAUUGAUGACCCCUUCAGAAAGCGUCGGCGAAAGCGGCGCCAUGGCCCUCGCAGCCAUAGUCGUAGUGCGCCAACUCCCGGGGCCCCUGAGAGGAAAGACGAGCAAGAUGAGAGUCAAACAGAGUCUGGAUCUUACUCCUCUUCGUCCUUCUCGACUUCUAACGAAUCAGAGUCUGGAUCGGAGACAGACUCUCAGACCACUCAGACAGAGCGAGUUCCUGAAGACAAAAUUGAAAAAGAGGACAUUGUUCCAGAGCCCCACCUUUCACAGCCUCUCGACUACUUUGGGGAGAACCUAGCGUUUAUUGAUGAGUCUUCAGAUGCUCAGAGUGGUAAACUACAUUUAGAUCCUCUCCUGGAUCAAACACAACCCAACUCUGUACGCUCUCGUCACCCCAAGAGGAGACGCCACAGAAAGCCUGUUCAACAGAGAAGCCCCAAAAUCAACCGCCCCAACCCUGACAGGAGGGAGCCCAAUGGAAAUCCAAAACCAGUUCCAGAUCUACCACUGAAGCCUUCAGAUCGAAGCUGAUUAGAGGAGCUCCACUGCUAACACAAGUAUCGACACAAGAAAUAUGAGGUGUAAUCUGACAGAGGAGUUCUCCAUAUAACGAUUUAUUUGUGUAUAUGCAUUGCUUACUUACAGACACUUACAAUGAAAACAUGUUGCAGAAGCCUUAGCCUCUUGUGGUCUGCAUUUGAUGCUCUUAGCAUGCGAGUGUGUAUGCCUCAAUCAAAGAUGAUGAAGUGAUUUUUAUGCCAAUGUUGCCAUUACUUUCUGAGGAGUUGCUGCUCUCUACUGGGCCAAGAUAGAAAUGCACUACCACUCUCUCAACAUGAGGGUUCUCACCCUUUACUAAACCAAAUACAUACUGCAAGAAACCAGAAAGAUUAAUCAAAAACCAUUUGUUCAGAAAUGUGCCACAGCUGUGUGGUGCUCAUACUGAAGAGAGGAUGGUUUGGUCUGAGGCAGUUACUCUUGAAUCCUGCCAACAACUAAACGGGUACUUAACAGGUUCUUGUACAUUUUUGGUAUGUAACAAAACUUUUUUAAAUACUGUGUACAAUCAUAAUAUUUGCAUUUUGA